GAUAAGCCUCCAGCCAGUAAGAGAGCUCGCACGAUUAUUAUUUCCAGUCCAUGAGCUCCGGAACUAAGUCUGUCGCUGGCAGAUAAGCCGGCAGACGCUGCCACUGCUGGGCGUGUGGCACGCGUGAUCGAGGCGCGAAGAAAUCGAAAAGUGCAGGCAGUCGUGAAAUGAGCGAUCGCACGCAUGCGCGCCUUCAGCCGAGGGACGCCAUCGCCACGCUCAGCGCAGGAUAUAAAGUUAGAGUGGCGAACCGAUCGGUUUCCAGUACAGGAUGACACUUUCGCUCGACCGUCCUUUGUGUGCCCCAUGCGACGACUUAGCAUUCGUUAGACGCAAGCCAGCUGUAUUUUUCAUAUCGAAAAUCACUUUCGCUCUCCGGUCGGCAGUCAGCAAUUAGUUACUCUUUUUGGCCAUGUACGAGCUGAUGGAAAACUCAAGAUUCCUGCUAGUGACGACGGUCUACUUCAGCCUGUUGCUCGACAACAUCCUCCUUACAGUCGUCGUGCCGAUAAUACCGGACUAUCUCUACACCCUCGAGGGCAACUCGAGUCUCAACGGCGAGGAGGAUGAAAACGGCCGGGUGGGUUUACUGCUCAGCUCCAAGGCUUUCGUGCAGCUCUUUCUCAACCCCGCCGUUGGCAUUCUUACUGGCACUUUCGGUUACGCCAAACCUUUGUUACUUGGCAAUCUGAGCCUACUGCUGGCUGCUCUGCUGUUUGCCGUGGGAACGACGUACGAAACGCUAUUCUUGGCGCGCAGCAUUCAAGGUGUAUCAUCAGCGUGUAUCGGCGUCUCGGGAAUGUCGCUGGUGGCUUUCCAGUAUCCCGAGGAAGAUAAACGCUCGAAAGUCAUGGGCUUCGUCCUCGGCAGCAUCGCCCUGGGAGUUUUAGCUGGUUACCCCAUUGGCUCGGUACUGUACGACCUCGAGGGCAAAAUGGCGCCGUUCUUGCUCGUGGCAGCUCUCAUCGUGUUACUCAUAGGACUUCAGUUGUUCGCGUUGGACUUCGAUCCAGUGACGCAGAAGGGCGAAGGCGAACAGUCAAGCUGGAUGUACCUCUUACUCGACACUCGCAUUCUUAUAAUUGCGGGAGCCAUAUGGUUCUCAACAACACCCAUGGCUAUUUUAGAGCCUUGCUUGCCCAUCUGGCUCAGGACCCACAUCAAGGCGAAGAAAUGGCAGCUGGGCGCGGCAUUCAUCCCGGACAGCGUGGGCUACCUGGUCGGCACGAAUUUCUUCGGCAUGAUAGCCUACUACUACGGCCGGUAUAAAACGGCAGUGUUGGCAAUGCUGUUAGUAGGCUUGAGCGCAACCGUGAUACCCGCGGCGAGCAACAUGUCCCAGCUGAUCAUCCCGCAUUUAGGCCUUGGAUUGGGUAUCGGCGUGGCGGAUGCGGCGCUCGUGCCGCUGCUCGCUUCGCUGGUCGAUCAAACUGGCGGCUACGGACCAGUCUACUCCAUCCAGCAGAUUGCCGUCAGUCUGGCUUAUUCUCUAGGUCCGAUAGCGAGCGGCGAGCUGGUGCGGAGCGUCGGUUUCCCAUGGGUAAUGCGCGCUGCUGGUCUGGCGAACGUAGCCUACUGCCCACUGCUGAUUUAUCUGGCCCUGAGGCGACGCACGGAGCCAACCCUGGUGAACUCUUCGGGCCGCGAGUACGAUUCCUUCGAGAAGCCGCGCCAGUAUCAGCGCUUCUAUGACUCGGACGACAGCCUCUAAGCUUUAAUCUCGCGGCAGCCAGCGGUAAGGGACCAUUCGCAUACCGAGCACACGGUACGCAACUACCACUGCCAGCUGCGCCCCCCCCCCCCCUCCUCCCAAGAUAAUUGUAUGAUUUGCGAAUUAGAUGCUCGCUCGAGCAAAAAAUUGGCGUGUCACGCUAGCACGCGUUUCGCUUGCCUGUUUGCCUGCUAAUACCGGUGGCGUGACGUGGUACGCAUACGCUUAUCCACGCCGUCUUCUUUUAUUUUUGUUUAUUAUCACAGAAUAUUUCUGCCGCUCUCUACCAAGUCAUUAUGUAUACGCUAAUGAGCUAUUUCUUCUUUCCGCGUUUAUUUAUUCCUCUUUUUUCUCUUUUCCUGGUUUUUCUUAAAAUAUUUACGCUGUCCGUGCAUGCUUCGUGUCAAAUGCCGUGAAAAAUUAAGCCUCCUAUUACCGUUGUAUUUGUACGAGUCGUUUUGGUUUUAAAGCAAUUUCACUUCUAUUAAUCAGAGCUGUGAUAAAUUAAUCCUAGAAUUUCAAUCCAUUAUAAAUACGUAUACGUAAGGUUGUAUUUACAUUUGCCUCUUUCAUUUCAUGUAUUAGUAUUCCCUGUCGUACCAUUAAAAUUCUUUUGAACUUCGAGUAAGAACUGAAAAAUUGCUUUUAUCAUGUAUUCUAAAUGAACCAUUCUUCGUAGAAAGUAUUAACGUGUCUUAAUGUUUCAAAAAACUACAGCUGAAAUUCAAAAUUCAAUUUUCAGUUUUUUCAAAUUCAUAAAUUAUAUCUUACAAAUGUUCGAUAUUACCUCCAAUCUUCAAUCUA
This is a messenger RNA of Phymastichus coffea, 2515 nucleotides long. Its product is annotated as synaptic vesicular amine transporter. The record is from RefSeq and is a predicted model, not a curated record. Gene Ontology annotation, cellular component: terminal bouton; synaptic vesicle membrane. Gene Ontology annotation, molecular function: serotonin:sodium:chloride symporter activity. Bases 413 to 1711 code for a protein of 432 amino acids. The transcript has 7 exons. NCBI's taxonomy places the organism in Eukaryota, Metazoa, Arthropoda, Insecta, Hymenoptera, Eulophidae. Gene Ontology annotation, biological process: aminergic neurotransmitter loading into synaptic vesicle; transmembrane transport.